ACCUCAACGGUAAGGAGAGGCAGUGGAGACCAAUCCUCUAAGAUGUUCAUUUGGACCAGUGGCCGGAGCUCCACGUCAUACAGGCAUGAUGAGAGAAGAAAUAUUUACCAAAAAAUCAGGGAUCAUGAUCUACUGGACAAAAGGAAAACAGUCACCGCUCUCAAAGCAGGAGAGGACCGGGCCAUACUCCUGGGACUGACCAUGAUGGUGUGCUCCAUUAUGAUGUACUUCCUCCUGGGCAUCACCCUGCUGAGAUCAUACAUGCAAAGUGUUUGGACAGAAGAGACUCAGUGCACACUCCUCAACAUCUCCAUCACGGAAACCUUUAACUGCUCGUUCAGCUGUGGCCCGGAGUGCUCGAAAAACUCUCAAUACCCCUGCUUACAAGUCUAUGUCAAUGUUUCCUCUUCAGGGCAAAAGUACCUACUUUACCACACAGAAGAGACCAUCAAGAUUAAUUCUGAGUGUUCUUAUAUACCCAAGUGUGGAAAGAACUUUGAAGAGUCUUUGUCCCUUGUGAAUGUCGUCAUGGAAAACUUCAAGAAGUAUCAACACUUUACCUGUUUCUGUGACCCAGAAGGCAUUCAAAAGAAUGUGUUGCUUACCAAACUUUACAGUUCCAAUGUGCUUUUCCACUCACUCUUUUGGCCAACAUGUAUGAUGAUAGGUGGACUUGUCAUUGUUGCCAUGGUCAAGUUGACCCAAUACUUGUCUCUUCUUUGUGAAAGGAUCCAACGGAUCAACAGAUAG
Pseudonaja textilis is the source of this 750-nucleotide messenger RNA. It is a transcript of the gene KCNMB2, whose product is annotated as potassium calcium-activated channel subfamily M regulatory beta subunit 2. Lineage: Eukaryota; Metazoa; Chordata; Lepidosauria; Squamata; Elapidae. Gene Ontology annotation, molecular function: calcium-activated potassium channel activity; potassium channel regulator activity. Gene Ontology annotation, cellular component: voltage-gated potassium channel complex; membrane. Gene Ontology annotation, biological process: potassium ion transport; detection of calcium ion. The record is from RefSeq and is a predicted model, not a curated record.